This is a messenger RNA of Mya arenaria, 2218 nucleotides long. Its product is annotated as orexin receptor type 2-like. Gene Ontology annotation, biological process: G protein-coupled receptor signaling pathway. Gene Ontology annotation, cellular component: membrane. The record is from RefSeq and is a predicted model, not a curated record. Gene Ontology annotation, molecular function: neuropeptide Y receptor activity. The coding region runs from base 72 to 1271 and encodes 399 amino acids. The transcript is spliced from 6 exons. NCBI's taxonomy places the organism in Eukaryota, Metazoa, Mollusca, Bivalvia, Myida, Myidae.
UCAAGCACGAAUGAAAUAAUACUACUAGGCAGUUGAGUACUACGAAUUUGUUCACACGAUAUUGAAGUAAUAUGGAUGCAGUUUCUGGUAACGAAACGAAUUACAUAGCAUGGAAUUCAAGUGUUGACCUAUACACUGAUUGUACGGAAGAUGCUACGGAAAAUAGAAAUGUAGUAUGCUUAUGCAGAAAUUCAAAUUUGAGGAAUAUCUUGGAAUGUUUCAUACCAGAACCCGAAGAAUGGGUUCUUGUUUUUGCGUAUGUUAUAACGUUUGUAAUCGGUGUUUUUGGGAAUAUUCUAGUUUGUUUUGCAGUUUGUAGAAACAAAGACUUGCAAACAAAUACAAACAUAUUUAUUGUGAACUUGGCUGUUGCCGACUUGACUGUGAUCCUUGUCCUGUUGCCUUCGGCUCUGAUUGUUGACGUAACAGAUACAUGGCUGUUUGGAGGAGCAAUGUGUAAAAUCAGCAUCGCUAUCGGGACAAUGUGUAUAACCGUCUCCAUCCUGACACUGUGUGCGAUCUCAGUAGAACGGUGGUACGCCAUAUGUCAGCUCUUUAGUUUCCAUAGCAACAUCCAGAGGGCCCGCAUCACCAUUGCCGCCAUUUGGGCAGUCUCCAUUUGCGUGGCUUUGCCCGAGUUCCUAGCCUUCACCGUGAUACCUUAUCGCCCCGACACGGUCUUCAGGACAAUAUGUUAUCCAGCCCUAUGGGAGCAGAGAACGAUGAUGAUCUUCCAGAUCUGCUUGUUGGUGUCACUAUAUUUCCUGCCGCUUGUCCUCAUCGCCUGCGUGUACGUGCACAUUUAUGUCGUGCUCUGGAUGACACGUAUCCCGGAUACAGGAGAUAUUCAAAUGGAAUCAGUAAACGAAUCACGGCAACCUAAUACUGAAUUUGGCAGUAGGUUGUUGAGUCGAAGAAAGACAGUGAAGAUGCUGGUGACGAUUGUUGUGGUGUUCGCACUGUGUUUCCUGCCUAACCACACACUCAGCAUUCUAACAUAUAUGGAAAAGCUACGGGGAAUUCCUAACCUGCGGAUGUUCGCUCUUAUCUCCCACUGGUGUACAUUCUUCAACAGCUGUAUCAACCCAAUUAUCUACAUCUUCAUGAGCGACAAAUUCCGGAAAGAGUUCCAUGGGACGCUCUCUCUGUGUUGCAGCUGUGGAAAAACCCAAACUCAGGGACCCGGGGUUCGUUACCAAAUGACUUGUUCCGAGACGAGUCAUUUAACUAUUGAAAAUAGUAACAUUGACAGUAGCGUCAUGACGAAAUGAGAUAGUUAAGCCUGAUGCAUGUAAAUUAAACAUUCGAUAUCAUUUCUAAAAAUCUUCUGAGCGGAAGCGGAAGUUGCUAUUUGAGAUACUUGUUACAUUGCACAUUUAUUGAUAGUUACUGAAUUAUAUAUGAAUAUAUGAAUUAUAUAUGUAUAAGCAUCUUGUAAUUAAUAUUAUGCAUAGAAAACAACUAUGAGCAUUCAUAUGAUUUAGUAAGCACAAUAGUAUUAUUUUACCGUAGUUUGAUUUAUCUUGAGGCUAUACAGGAGUUGUGUCUAUGGUAUCUCGUCCCGUCGUCGCAUCUCUGAAAUAUAUUUUGUUUGAACGUAGCUCCAUACGUAUUGCACAUAAGUAUUCUAAUGACACUCCAUAGGAAUGAUGGUCAACUUUAUAUAUUGUGCAACUUCUUUUUGUAUGAUAUAUACUUGGUGAAACAAAUACUUGCCCUUGAUAUGUCAAAACAGUGUAACAUUGUUUGUGUCGCAUGUUACUGUAAAUUUGUUGUUUCACAUAGUGUACAUAGAAAAAGACCAAAAUCUGUGUUAGACCAUUUGAAAUUACAAAAACAUUACAGGUGCUCAAUUUCUUAUUCUGACUAACAUUCCUAUAAAUUAUAUGAGUCUAAGGUGAGCGUAGGAAAUUGUGCACUUGUAAUUUGUAUGUCAUUUUACUCGGAUUUACUAUAGCAAUGGCCUUUGACUAGAUAAAUAAAGGUCUGAAAUUCUGCUGGCUUUUAUAACCCUUUUCAACAUAUGUCUGUGUUAUCACGCUAUAUGCACAUGUUGUUAGUUCAAACACACGACAAUAAGGCGUGCCUGUUUCCAGACGUCGUCUGCGGGUUUCCAUCAGUUUUGUUAUAGGCCGUGGUGUGUUUUGAUUGUGUUGUCGUAUAUUGUAUGUGUAUGUGGGUAUUUAGGUUGAAAUUGGCAGGACAUUAACCAAAUAAA